Molecule: messenger RNA, 2300 nt
Organism: Triplophysa rosa
Lineage: Eukaryota; Metazoa; Chordata; Actinopteri; Cypriniformes; Nemacheilidae
Gene: zc3h14
Product: zinc finger CCCH-type containing 14
Exons: 17
Coding region: 132-2183 (683 amino acids)
Biological process (GO): regulation of mRNA stability
Cellular component (GO): nucleus; cytoplasm
Molecular function (GO): poly(A) binding; metal ion binding
Source: RefSeq, a predicted model, not a curated record
CAUGCGCUUUGAAACAUACGCUCCACUCGAGGCCUUCAGGCCUAGUAACCGUCUAACACUUCCGUCUUUCUUCAAUGUUUUAUUUCUUUAACUAAACUCCUCUGUCGGGGAAAACGUCGAAUCUAAUAAUUAUGGAGAUCGGAACUGAAAUUAGCAAGAAAAUACGGGCUGCUAUCAAAGGGAAGUUACAGGAGCUGGGAGCUUAUGUUGACGAGGAGCUUCCAGAUUACAUCAUGGUCAUGGUGGCCAAUAAGAAGAGCAUGGAGCAGAUGGCAGAGGACCUGUCCUUGUUUCUAGGCAACAACACCAUUACGUUCACUGUAUGGUUACAUGGUGUUCUGGAGAAGCUGAGAUCAGUUGCAGUCGUAGAGCCCCCAUCAUGCCCACCGGUUCCUCACACUGAGAUGAGUAUCCCGACGGCAAAUGUCAGAAGUGGGGAGGAGCCUCGCACCCUCGCCGUGUCCAGCUCCCGCUCCGAUAAGGUAGAGGGGUGGGUGUCUAGCUCCGCCCAUGAGCACAGUGGCAGGAGAGGCUCUUCUGAAAGACCAUCUAGACUCACAUCUGCCGUCAAACCUCUGAUUGAAGCGUCAGCUGAAGCUGUGAUUGACAUCAAACCUGACCUGGAUGAUGACCUCAUCACCGAUGAGCCCUUAGAGCAGGGCCUGAGCUCCAGUUACACACGGGGGUUAUACAGCCGCUCGGCUGCGGAGUGUUCGAGGCCGGCGGUGGCAUCGUCCGGCCAGAUGUCAGUACGAACCGCAGAGGCGUACAGGUCCUCGGAUGUCACGAGAGGUCAGGAAAGGUCAAGUUCCAGCCAUGGACGGGGUUACAGGAGCUCAGGGGAGAGCAGCAGGGAGAUGUUUCGGAAACGCAAGGCCCCCAUGGCCAGUUCAGUGGUUCGGGUCCACAGAGGUUACGACCGCGGGCAGGAGAGUGAAGAUCUGGAGGAGGAUGAAGAUGAGGAGGACUACGGUCUUUCCAGCAAAGUGUCGCUGCCUGCUAAACUAGAGCGCAAGCCUUCGCUUCCACCAGCCAAACAAGCCAACAAAAAUCUCAUCCUCAAAGCCAUCUCAGAAGCUCAGGAUUCCAUCAAUAGGACCACCGGAUAUUCAGUUUCCCAGCGUCAGACAGUUCCAGUCGCGCCACGGACGCGUUCAGCCAGCGACGAGAUCAGUAAUGCAGCCGUUCGAUUGGUCCAGGAGCACUUGCAGGCUCUCACACCUCAGGACACGUUGCAAAGCAGUCAGUAUGACAACACAGCACACUCCAGAGCUUUAUCUUCUUGUCUGCAGCUGGAGAUUCCUGAGCAGGGAAGCAGACAGCAGCGUGAUGAAUACGACUUGCAGGUUUUAGAGGCGGCGAGACUCAAAGCCCUUGACACUCGUUCGUUCAUCAUGAGAAAACCAGAGCUUGAUCAGAGACCACCAAUCAGGAGCCGGCUUGGCAUCGUCAGUCAGAACGAAGACCCGCCCAUCACUUCUCGAAUGGUGCAGGCCAGAGAGAGAACGGAGGUUGCAGGUGGAGCAAGUCCAAAGUUCAUCGUGACUUUGGAUGGAGUUCCCAGUCCGUUAGCCAGUCGUACCGAGCAGGAGAUGGAGCCUGAGGAUGAGUUUAACGCGACCUCUGAGCUUCUAGAAAAUGACAGACCUAAACCUGCCGUCCACCUCAGACUUGGCACUGACCUUGUGAAUACUGACAAUGGAGAGAUAGAUGAAGUGGAAGACAUGGAUGUAAGUCCAGAUCAGACUAAACGACAGAAACUUCUGGAACGCUGCAAGUUCUGGCCCACAUGCAAGAGUGGAGACGAGUGUUUGUACCAUCACCCCAACACACCGUGCAAAAUGUUCCCCAACUGCAAAUUUGGCGACAAAUGUUUGUUCAUUCACCCAAACUGUAAAUUCGACGCAAAGUGCACCAAAACAGAUUGUCCGUUCACACACGUGAGCCGGCGACUUCACAACAACCCCACCAUAGCAGCUCCAGCACCAAAUAACAACACGUGUCGCUUCUUCCCAGAGUGUAAAAAAACGGACUGUCCUUUCUAUCACCCUAAACCGUGUAGAUUUUCAACAUGGUGUAAGCGUACUGACUGCACCUUCUACCAUCCAGCCGUCGGUGUGCCGCCCAGAAGUGCUCUAAAAUGGACCAAAACACCUAGCCGGUACCACAAACUCUUACAGUGAAAUCUGAGACGUAUCAACGUUGUGAACGCAGCGUCCGUGAAUGUUCAGAACUGAGCUACAGAAUGUUUCUACUCUCACACAGAGCUUCCUUUCCUGUGACCUUUUCAUGAGCCAGAA